This is a messenger RNA of Pseudomassariella vexata, 1279 nucleotides long. RefSeq lists its product as uncharacterized. The transcript has a single exon. The record is from RefSeq and is a predicted model, not a curated record. Bases 264 to 923 code for a protein of 219 amino acids. Lineage: Eukaryota; Fungi; Ascomycota; Sordariomycetes; Amphisphaeriales; Pseudomassariaceae.
CUCCAAGGCAUCAGCUCGGUCCAGGCAAGCAGCAUUCCAUUUAUUGGAUUAGAAGCAACGAAUCGAUCAGAUCGAGGUCGCGAAUACCCUAUCCUUCAACUCCCGUAAUACAACAACAUCGGAUCAACCUCUGCAUUGCGACUGCAUAACACACUCAUCCGAAGUAUUGCACCAAUCCUACAAGCAAUACACAAUUCACUCACUCGACUACUUUGGUGUAUACUUAUCGACAACGGGCCGGAUUGGCCGGUCUACACACCAGGAUGUCACUCUCUGCGCCAUCGCCUCCUCUCCUUCUCACGAAGCGAUUGACAUCCUUCCUCCGAUCGAAUCUCUCCCCUCAGAUCCACACGGCACUCCUGGCCACCCUCUCGGGCAAGUUGUUGGCGCACGCCUCCGCACAAUCAGUAAGCAUCCUACGAACACAAUGCACCAUCGCAUCCUCGAUAUGGGCAGUCUACUCAGCACCGGCGGCGCGCGAAGCUAUACCAGAGGCAAUACCGCCGCAUUUCUCCUCCAUGUCCCAUCGGGAUCCCACGCCUAGCGCCGUCACGAUACAGCUCACCGGUGCCGUUUUGGUAGUCCGCAAGCUUCGCUGCGGACUCUUGUUCAUUUGCAUUGGGCCAGCGCCGGAAGGGGCUGAGCAGGAAGCAUCAACACAAUCUCAUGGUCAGGCAGUGCAAACACCACAACUCACGGGUGAUGCACUCCCCAUACCCACAGUGGGAUCCCCGUCCGAGGUGGAAAGCGUCACUAGUGUUGGGGCUGCAACAACGACCAGUGUCACUACUACGGCCAGUAUCAGCACUGCUGGAGCUGUCUUGAUGCGCCGGCAGACUGAAGAACUUGCGAGGUGGCUCGACGAUAAGCUGGGGGGUCUUGGUAUUCCUGACGAGGGGCCCGGGAUGGAAGGGAGGCAGUGAACUGGCCUUCAGUCACCACGCCUCGUGGGCCACAAUAUCGGUGUCAGGUGAACGGUAGGAGGGCAUGAAAAAAAUUCACUCGCUUGGUUAUUGCAGGAGGCUAGACAAAUGGCCACCUCCGGACUUUCCACAGACGAGAGCUGGGUUUUCUGCUUGGUGAGCACCUCCAGGGUCAAAAUACCUGCUGUUGUUCACUCAGUUAAGGGGCGAAGGGGCGAGGGAGUGUCACAAAAUCCAAAUCUUUGAGACUUGAACAUCAAGUCGGAUCACACACUCAAGGAGUAUAGGCGUUCAAGAUACCAUAUAAAUGUUUUUACGGCUACAUUCAAACCAUAUGCUUUCAUAUUCUCGUAUUU